CCGGCCCAAAACCUUUUCGCAUCUAAAACCCUUCUCCCCCGUCCGGCCGUCCCCAUCCCCAUCCCCUCCCCGGAUCGCUCGCCGCCGCCGCCGGUCGCCGCCGCCGCCGCGAUGCUUUCCGUGUCGAGGGCGCUCGGGAGGCGGCUCUUCUCCUCCGCGGCAGCCGCGUCCGAAGGGGGCGCCGCCGCCUCGACGUCGGUGGUCAGGAAGGCGCAGAACCCCCUCGAGGAGUUCUUCGAGGUCGAGCGGAGCGCCGCAGACGACCAGGCCCGUCCCCACUACGGUCGUGGUUGGAAGGCUGCUGAAUUACGCCUAAAAUCCUGGGACGACCUUCACAAGCUAUGGUAUGUCCUUCUCAAGGAAAAGAACAUGCUUAUGUCUCAACGCCAGAUGCUGAAUUCGGAGAACAUGCAUUUUCCGAACCCAGAGCGCAUUUCCAAGGUGAAAAGAUCGAUGUGCCGAAUCAAGCAUGUCUUGACGGAGCGGGCCAUAGCAGAUCCUGAUCCAAGGAGGACCGCGGAGAUGAAACGGAUGAUCAAUGCCCUCUGAUCAACUCAUGCACGCUUACAAUCAUAAACCCGAGCGGCAACUAGCGUCUAGAAAGUAUUUGCUUCCAUUGUGUUGUAUCUCUCCCCAAGAUGUAUAAGACCAACUACUAUCCUUUGGGUACGCAUGGCUAUUUCGCAAACAGACAUUAAUGACUUCUGAUCGAAUAACCGUGAUGUUUGGUUGCACGAUACAAAGAUGCAUGACCAUAGUGUUGGUUUGAGCCUUUGCAAAUCAAGGGCAUUAUGAAUUUAGACUUGGUUUCUUC
Molecule: messenger RNA, 814 nt
Organism: Lolium perenne
Lineage: Eukaryota; Viridiplantae; Streptophyta; Magnoliopsida; Poales; Poaceae
Biological process (GO): mitochondrial translation
Cellular component (GO): mitochondrial ribosome; mitochondrial large ribosomal subunit
Molecular function (GO): structural constituent of ribosome
Source: RefSeq, a predicted model, not a curated record